AUGAGAAUCAACGAGAGGUCCACUCGUGGCCUCAGUGUCCUUUCCCUACUGGCCCCGGUUAGCGCCACUCUCUAUGACCAGACCAUCCAGCUCGCCCAAGGUAAGGUGCAAGGUGCUGCUGCAUUCAACGAAAGCAGUGCCCCGUCCUACAUCUCCAACUGGAAAGACAUCGCCGUUUGGAAGGGCAUCCCAUAUGCUGCGACAACCGGUGGACAAAACCGCUGGAAGCCACCACAGAGUGCCUCAUCCUGGAACGGCACCCUGAAAGCCACUUCAUUUGGGCCCAGCUGUCCUAGCUCUUCAGCUGGCGAUGGAGUGAGCGAGGACUGCCUGUCGAUCAAUAUCUGGAGUCCCGCCACCUCCACCAAUGCCAAGCUGCCGGUCAUGCUGUGGUCCUAUGCGGCGGGAGGUGAAUCCAGCCAGAGUACCUACGACGGUGCAGGCAUGGCAGCCAAGGAUGUUAUCUUCGUCAGCUACAACUACCGCACAGGCCCUCUCGGCUGGCUGACACUGCAUGAGUUGGCCGAGGAGACUGGUGCGACGGGCAACUACGGUCUCCUCGAUCAGAUCGAAGCUCUGAAAUGGGUAUAUGAAAACAUCGCCGCUUUUGGCGGAGACCCCGAGUCCAUCACUGUGGCUGGUCAGUCCUUCGGCUCUGGCGCUGUCUACCACAUGGUCAACAGCCCUAGGACUAAAGGUAUGAUCAAGGGUGCGAUCGCAGAGAGUGGCCUCAAGGACCCAUACGAUCCAGACAUGUGGGGAUACGGAAGUGACUACCGGAACAUGACCUGGGCGUAUGCCUUCAGCAAGACCUACGCUGAGUCGCUCAAUGCGACGAGCGUCGCUGACUUGCGCUCUAUGGACCUCGAAACAGUCCUUAGCGGUACUGGUGCUUCCGAUUUCACCGGCUUCGAUCCAGUGCUCAACUACCAUGCCAUACCCAACAAAUACAUCGUCAGCCUGGACGAGGGUGCACCCAAUGACGUGCCCAUCCUGGUCGGAAACAACAAAGACGAGGACGGAAUUGACCUGUCUACAACCUACACAAUCGCCGAGUACAAGUCAGAGAUCAACUCCACCUACGGACCCUACGCCGCCGAGCUACUGGCGUUACAUCCAGCUGACAACACAACCCAAGCCACAGCCGCAUACAAUUCGAUCCUACGUGCUGGCUACUGCACCUCCACCUGGUCAUGGGCCAAGCGCUGGAACCAGUCCUCCACUGAGCCCGUUUACUACUACCUCUGGACCUACUCGCCCCCUGGCUCGGACGGAGCCACCCACGGCUCGGAGGUGUCCUACGCGUUGAACAACCUCUACGCCCAGACAACCACCUCAUAUACGGACACUGACUAUGAGGUGGCCAAUGUCAUGUCCUCGUACUGGGCCAAUUUUGUCAAGACGCAGAAUCCGAACAAGGGCGGCUCUUACAACAACGGUACCUUGCCGUACUGGGGUCCUAACGUGCCGACUGAGCAGAACACGUUCGAGCUUGGUAGCCUCUGGAAGAAAAUUGCUUUCGCAACAGCCAAGGAGAUCCAGUUGUACUUGGAGUACUUCAAGUAUGCUACGCCCAGUCCAUACUAA
Molecule: messenger RNA, 1587 nt
Organism: Aspergillus eucalypticola CBS 122712
Lineage: Eukaryota; Fungi; Ascomycota; Eurotiomycetes; Eurotiales; Aspergillaceae
Product: carboxylesterase/lipase family protein
Exons: 1
Coding region: 1-1587 (528 amino acids)
Source: RefSeq, a predicted model, not a curated record